CGCGCAGACGCGCGUCAGCGGGAGGACGGUGGAGACCUUCAGGCGGAGCGCGGGUCUCUAGGAGCUAUGGGGCACGCCCGGGAUUUCGUCUGGGCGCUUCUGGGGCUGUGGCUGCUACUGUGCAGCUGGAGUUGCCUCGGGAGCGCCGAGCUGCGUGCUCCGCCGGAUAAGAUCGCGAUUAUUGGAGCUGGAAUUGGUGGCACUUCGGCAGCCUAUUAUCUGCGGCAGAAAUUUGGAAAAGAUGUGAAGAUUGACCUGUUUGAAAGAGGAGAAGUUGGGGGCCGUCUAGCCACCAUGACUGUGCAGGGGCAAGAAUAUGAGACAGGAGGUUCAGUCAUCCAUCCUUUAAACCUACACAUGAAGCGCUUUGUCAAAGACCUGGGUCUCUCUGUUGUCCAGGGUUCUGGUGGCCUAAUUGGGGUGUAUAACGGAGAGAGUCUGGUGUUUGAGGAGAGCAGCUGGUUUAUAAUUAACAUAAUUAAACUAAUCUGGCAGUAUGGAUUUCAGUCCCUUCGAAUGCACAUGUGGGUAGAGGAUAUAUUAGACAAGUUUAUGAGGAUCUACCGCUACCAGUCUCAUGAUUAUGCCUUCAGUACUGUAGAAAAUUUACUGCAUUCUCUAGGAGGGGACGACUUCCUUGGAAUGCUUAACCGAACACUUCGUGAAACCUUGCAGAAAGCAGGCUUCUCUGAGAAAUUCCUCGAUGAAAUUGUUGCUCCUGUCAUGAGGGUCAAUUAUGGCCAAAGCACAAACAUCAAUGGUUUUGUGGGGGCAGUGUCACUAGCUGGUGCUGAUUCUGGCCUUUGGGCAGUAAAAGGUGGCAAUAAACUUAUUUGCUCAGGGCUCCUUCAGGCUUCCAAAGGCAACCUUAUAUCUGGCUCAGUAAUGUACAUAGAGGAGAAAACACGGACCAAGCAGACAGGAACCCCCGCAAAGAUGUACGAAGUGGCCUACCAAACUGGAUCUGAGACCCAUUCAGACUUUUAUGACAUCAUCGUGGUGGCCACUCCAUUGAAUCGAAAAAUGUCCAAUAUAACUUUUCUCAACUUUGAUCCUCCAAUUGAGGAAUUCCAUCAAUACUACCAAUAUAUUGUGACAACUUUAAUUAAGGGGAACUUGAAUUCCACUAUUUUUAGCUCCAGAGCCUUAGGUAAAUUUGAUCUCAGUACAAUCUUAACCACUGAUAAUUCAGAUUUGUUCAUUAACAGCAUUCGGAUUGUGUCCUCUGUAAGAGAAAAUAAUCCUCAACCAUCAGAAGAUGGGGCAUAUGUUUGGAAGAUCUUUUCCCAAGAAACUCUUACUAAAGAACAAAUUUUAAAGCUCUUUUUGUCCUAUGAUUAUGCUGUGAAGCAGCAGUGGCUUGCAUAUCCUCACUAUAAGCCUCCAGAGAAAUGCCCCUCUAUCAUACUUCACGAUCGACUUUAUUACCUCAGUGGCAUAGAGUGUGCAGCAAGUGCCAUGGAGAUGAGUGCCAUUGCAGCCCACAAUGCCGCUCUCCUUGCCUAUCACCGCUGGAAUGGACAUACAGAUAUGAUUGACCAAGAGGAUUUAUAUGAGAAACUUAAAACUGAACUAUGAAAUAAUAACACUUUCACUUUUCCCCCCUCUUGGUUCCCAGUGGAAUAUCACUGGCAAAAAAGAACACAAUCUGAGCAGAGAUGUUUUCAAAUCACAUAUUUUGCCAUUAUUGUUUAACAUGAGUAAUUCUAGUGUCAUGAGAAAAUAUAAGGAUCUCAUAAGCGUGAAAGUGUAACUACUGCACUUAUCCCAUCUCCAAAAUUUCUUAACUCUUCUUUUAAUACCCAUCAGCAGUGUUUCCCAAACUUGUUUGAUCGUAAGAAUCAUUUGAGGUUUGAUAAACAUAUAAAAUUCUCUAGCUCUUCUGGAGAUUGAUUCAGUAGGUCUGGAGAUGAGGCCCUGGAUUUUGAAUAAAAUCUUAGAACAUUUGAAGCUGAACACUUGAAUUAGAACUUAAGACACGUUUUAGUUGGGGACUAGUUUAUUUGUACUUCACAGCUGGAUGUGAUCUUGAGUCAGAUAGUUAAAACUGCUGUAGGAGUUGGUAUCUUAUGCCUGGCUUUAGUAAUUUAUACUCUUUUUCAAAGUAAAUGCCUCACCGAAGCCUUGACUUUCAGAAUGUUUUUUUGAUUUCUUCUGUCUCAUUUUUUAAGGGUGAAAUUUGUAAGUCUUAGUAGUAUAACUUUAAGAUGUCUUACAAAAGUCUCUAGUAAAAUGAAAAGCAAAUAUAGGCUCAUUGAAGAAAUUGGCAUUCAAUUAUCGAAUCCUCACCCACGUAUUUAGAAAAUACUGAUAUACCCUAUAGAUUAUUUAAUGGACUGAGGAUAGGACCUCCGCAUUGUAGCUUGUUAAAAGUUCCUGAUGUGCAGCCUGGGUCGAGAAUCACUGACUUGGAGAGUCUAAUAUGUUUCCAAAGGGUUUUUCAGUGCCUUCAAAGUCCCAAGAAAUCCAAUUCAUUAUCAAAGCAGAUGGAUUUUGUGAAGAAUUUCUCAGAACUCUAGUGGUAACCUUGAUAGUAAGCAGCAUUGACAGCCUAACAGCAGAGGUAACUUGGAUUACUCCAGAGUUGACACAAGUAAGAUACUCGUAAUGACACCAUGCUUGAUCAAAUCCAGCAUAUGUCCAAACUGUUAAAUGCUUCUAAAGCUACUGGUACCAUUUUGGGUGAGAAAUUGGUUCCUGAAAUCUUUUAAUGCGUUAAGUUCUCAACCUUGGCUGCACAUUGGAAUCUUCUGUUGGACUUUAAAGCUUCCCAAAUGAUUCUAAUAUGCAGCCAAGCUUGAGAAUCAGUUCUACAUCUACUGUAUUAAGAUCAUUAAUGACUGUCCUUAUAGUCACUGUUAGGACAGAACACAUAAAAGCUUGUGAAUUCAACAGUAACAGCAACAAAGUUAACAUGUACUGUUAAAAAAAUUUGUCAAAGGUUUUUUUUUCUAAUUUUAUUUUUAAAAAGAAUGUUGAGGCAAUUUUCUUUUCCUUUUGUGGUUUUAAUGGACAGUAUGCGGAGAAUGUAAUAUACUGUGCUAUGUAUAUGCUAGACUGGUAAAUACUAAUAGUUAACUUAGAACUUGUUUUGCAAUGGGAUAUAUGUCAAGCAUAUUUGUUUUAAUGCAAUCAUGGUAUUAAAGGAUAUAUGUAUUUUUUAUUGGACAAAAAAUACUAUCAGAGCUUGUUACUCCAGAAGACCACUCAUCCUUUUACAGAAGAGAAUGGUAAAGGGCUGAAUGAAAGCCAGCUCCACUCUAGUGGUUCUCCGACUUAGGUAUGCAUCAGACUUACCCGGUGGGCUUGUUAAAACAUUUCUGGGCUUACCCCCAGAAUGUGUUUUAAUAGGGUUUGGGGUGGCAUACAAAAAUUUGCAUUUCUGUUAAGUUCCUAGGUGAUGUUCCUGGUCUAGGAACCACACUUAAAAGAGAACUAGUUCUGUAAUUCAGCUCUAAGUGGUUGAAAAAUUGAAAGCCUGUCAGCUUCAAUGAAGAUUUAAAAAGAGCUACUGGAGAAGAAUGUUAGAAUAAAAAUGUUGGACUUCACACCAGCUCUCCUUAUUGUGAUUAGGUUGGUUUGAACCCUCUAGCUGUUCUUUUGCUGUAAAUAGGAAAUAUUAUUUUAGAGCUACAUCAGGUGUGCUCACUGUAUACCCCAUUCUCUGCAGUUUUAAAGUGACUCAAGAUUUGUAGUAUUUUUACCAGAUCACAAAAAGAACAGGUCUAGUCAUUUACUUGGUAGGUUUCUUAAGGUUAGGCUUAUGAUACAACCAUCUGUAUGUAAUAUAGCUUUCAUCAGUUGGUGUGCCCUCAAAUGUAUGAACUAGAUGAAUGUAUUAUGGCAGCAUCAUCAUUACUCUCUAUACUUUACAAAGAACAAUACACUGGAAUGUUUUUCUCUGGAAUUCUAUUUCUACUCUUGUAUUAAAAAUUUUUUCCCACUUAUGUUCGAAAUAAACAACUACAUCAUUAA
Pteropus alecto (black flying fox) is the source of this 3975-nucleotide messenger RNA. RefSeq names its product prenylcysteine oxidase 1 (gene PCYOX1). The record is from RefSeq and is a predicted model, not a curated record. The transcript has 6 exons. The coding region runs from base 67 to 1578 and encodes 503 amino acids. Gene Ontology annotation, molecular function: prenylcysteine oxidase activity. NCBI's taxonomy places the organism in Eukaryota, Metazoa, Chordata, Mammalia, Chiroptera, Pteropodidae. Gene Ontology annotation, biological process: prenylcysteine catabolic process; prenylated protein catabolic process.